This is a messenger RNA of Polyodon spathula (Mississippi paddlefish), 17804 nucleotides long. Its product is annotated as hemicentin-1-like. NCBI's taxonomy places the organism in Eukaryota, Metazoa, Chordata, Actinopteri, Acipenseriformes, Polyodontidae. The record is from RefSeq and is a predicted model, not a curated record. Gene Ontology annotation, cellular component: axon; plasma membrane; neuronal cell body. Gene Ontology annotation, molecular function: calcium ion binding; axon guidance receptor activity. Gene Ontology annotation, biological process: synapse organization; homophilic cell-cell adhesion.
UGGGGUGUGUUUAGGACAUCGGAAGACCCCAAACCAAGGACAUUCACCGAGGAAGUUUACAGAGCAAGGUUUAAGCAACAUAUACCCGAGAACGCGAAAAAAUAUAUAUAGAUAUAUAUUUUUUUCAAUUUUCUUGCAACCAAGAACACGAUUUUGGAAUCUGUUUAUUUUAAAUCAUUAUUAUUACUAUAUUGGCUUUCAUUGGACCAUAACGUUCCUGAUAUCCCUUUAAGUCUUUAGUGGAUCGUUGCAUCUUGCAGACCUGCAUUUUUAUAAUGGGUAGAAGCGUGGCACGGUUGUGCUCAGUGCUAGCGCUCGUUCUGUCUCUGUCCCGUGCACAGGAUGCCAGCAUCAACGGGACAGAUCAAGACAUUCCAGAGGGUGCUUCUACCUUGGCGUUCGUUUUCGAUGUGACGGGCUCUAUGUAUGACGAUUUGAUGCAGGUUAUUGAAGGUGCCUCCAAGAUUUUGGAAACUUCCCUGAACAGACCAAAGAAGACUUUGUAUAACUUUGCUUUAGUGCCUUUCCAUGAUCCGGAGAUUGGACCAGUCACUAUUACCACAGAUCCAAAGAAGUUCCAGUAUGAACUCAGGGAGCUUUAUGUACAGGGAGGUGGAGAUUGUCCAGAGAUGAGCAUUGGCGCGAUCAAGAUUGCUCUGGAAAUCUCUCUGCCUGGAUCUUUUAUCUAUGUCUUCACAGAUGCCAGGUCCAAAGACUACAAACUCACCCAUGAAGUCUUGCAGCUCAUCCAGCAAAAGCAGUCUCAGGUUGUGUUUGUGCUUACUGGAGACUGUGAUGACCGUGGCCACAUUGGUUACAAAGCCUAUGAGGAGAUUGCCUCGACCAGCUCAGGGCAGGUCUUUCAUUUGGACAAGAAGCAGGUCAAUGAGGUGCUCAAAUGGGUUGAAGAAGCAGUCCAGGCCUCCAAAGUCCAUCUGCUGUCCACCGAUCACACCACAGGGGUGACAAACACCUGGCAGAUCCCCUUUGACCCCAGCCUGAAGGAAGUCACUGUUGCUCUUAGUGGCCCAGCCCCAAUGAUUGAGAUCCGAGACCCACUGGGAAAAUUGAUAAUGAAAGACAUUGGCCUGAAUGAGUUGCUGCAUAUCCCAAACUCUGCCAAAGUAGUGAACAUCAAGGACCCAGUCCCUGGGAUGUGGUCCAUAAAGACAUCCAGCAGUGGAAGACAUUCAAUUCGUAUUUCAGGCCUUAGCACCAUUGACUUCAGAGCUGGGUUUGCAAGAAAGCCUACACUGGAUUUCAAAAAGACUCUAAGCAGGCCUGUGCAAGGAAUCCCCACCUUUGUCCUCCUAAACACCACUGGAAUCACCCCCCCUGGAAGAGCUGAUCGUCUGGAGCUCCUCAGCAUCUCAGGUGCAGUCCUCAAGACCAUCCCCAUCCGCUUCUACCCCAAACGCAACCCUUACGGCAUCUGGAACAUCACCGAAUUCAUCCCUCCCAAUGAGGCUUUCUUCAUGAAGGUGACUGGCUAUGACAAAGACGAUUUCCUCUUCCAGCGAGUCUCCAGUGUCUCAUUCUACAGCAUUACCCCAGAGGCACCGAAGGUGACUAUGCCUGCACGGACUCCUGGUUACUACUUAGAGAGUGGAACUCUCUCCUGCUCAGUGGAAAGUCUGAUACCCUUCACAUUACGCUUCAGCAGAGGCGGGACUAAACUUGGAAUGGAUCAGUUCUUCAGGGAGUCUGCAGAUGUCUCCUGGGAGAUUGCUCGGGUCACUGUGGAAGAUGAAGGAUACUAUGAAUGUAUCGCCAUCAACAGUGUGGGCACUGGCCGUGCCCAGACCUAUCUGGAUGUCUCAGAGCCUGCCCCUACUAUUAAGGUGCCCAACAAUGUGACAGUGACUCCUGGUAGCAGAGCAGUGCUGACCUGCCUCACCUCCAGCACGGUGCGAUACAACCUGACCUGGAAACGGAACGGUGCAGAUGCCGGGGUGAGUGAACCAUUGCGGGUCCGCAUCAUGGGCAGCCUGUCCCUGGAGAUCCGCCACGUCAAGCCCUCAGAUGCUGGAGAGUACAGCUGCAUCGCUGCCAAUGAAGGGGGGGCAACAGUCGCUGGUGUAUACCUCACAGUUCAAGAACCCCCACAAGUUAGCGUGGAGCCCAGGAAUCAGACUUUCAUUACUGGGCAAGAAGUUCAGAUCCGCUGCUCUGCAAGAGGCUACCCAACACCGCAGAUCGUCUGGACACACAACGAUAUGUUUAUCAUGGGCUCCAUCAGGCACCGGCUGAUCCCAGAUGGCACCCUGAUCAUCAGUAACACGGUUCAGAGACAUUCAGGGGUCUACAGCUGCCUGGCUAGCAAUCCUGCCGGCACAGACAGACAGACUUCCAUUCUCACUUACAUUGAGGCCCCAAAGGUUACUGUAGUCCAGAAGGAAAUUUUGAUUGGACUGGGGGACACCACUGUCAUGGAGUGCAAAGCCACUGGGCUCCCAGAUCCUGAAGUACAAUGGUAUAAAGGAGACCUACAGCUGAGGCCCUCUGCCUUUGUGAGCAUCAAUGGCCUGCAUGGAAUCUUGAGGAUCAAGGAAACACAGGAUGUGGAUGCGGGGGACUAUACCUGUGUGGCCAUCAAUGAUGCCGGGAGCGCUAGAGGACAAGUCACCUUAGAUGUUGGCUCUGCACCAGAAUUUACACAGGAACCAAUAGACAUCUCUGCUGACAUUGGCUCCAACAUAAGCCUGCAGUGCCAGGCCCAGGGAUACCCUCAACCCAGGAUCAAGUGGAGACGGCUGGACAAUGCUUCCCUCUUCUCUAGGCCCUUGGCUGUCAGUUCAAUCAGCCAGAAGAGGACAGGGAGCCUAGUUAUUAACAACCUUUGGGUAGAUGAUGAGACUACUUACGUCUGCGAAGCUGAGAACCAGUUUGGGAGGAUCCAAAAACAGGCUACAGUUACAGUCACUGGACUCGUGACCCCUGUAAUUGGAAUCAGCCCAGCGGUGGUGAACGUCAUUGAGGGACAGCAGGUCACCCUGCCCUGUGUGCUGUUGUCUGGAAAGCCACUGCCAGAGAGACGUUGGCUUAGGAACGAUGGGGUGCUGAGCCCCAGCCCCUACCUGACAAUCCGCCGAGACGGGAGUCUGCACAUUGAACGUGUCCGGAUGCAGGAUGGGGGGGAGUACACCUGCGUGGCCCGCAACGUGGCAGGAACCAAUAACCGGACCACCAGCGUUAAGAUCUUUGUUCUUCCAACAAUACAGCAUGGACCCCAAGUAUUCAGCACCAUCGAAGGGGUCCCAAUAACAUUACCCUGCAGAGCAAGUGGAGUGCCCAAACCUGACAUUACCUGGUCCAAGAAAGGUCAGCUAAUAGACCUCAGUGGCAGUUCAUUCUCACUGGUCCCUGAUGGUAGUCUUCACAUUGCCUCACCCACUGGGGAAGAAACAGAUGAAUUUUUGUGCACAGCUAGCAAUGCCGCGGGCUACACAUCCAGAAAAGUACAGCUGACUGUUUAUGUGAAGCCGAGGGUCUCUGGUCCUGGCAGGGAAGGUCAGGGGGGAGGAGGGUCAGGAGUCAGCAUGGUGGAGAUCUCGGUCACAGCAGGGGAGGACAUCACUCUGCCCUGUGAGGUCCAGAGCAUCCCUCCACCCAUAAUCACCUGGGCCAAGGACCUGCAAUUCAUCUCCCCUUUCUCGCCUAGACACACCCUGCUCCCUUCUGGGUCGAUGAAGAUUAUUGAGACAAGAGUGUCAGACAGCGGGAUGUACUUGUGUGUUGCUACAAACAUAGCUGGCAACAUUACUCAGGCAGUGAAACUCAAUGUAAAUGUGCCUCCAAAGAUCCAAGCUGGUCCUCAGGUGUUCAAAGUCCAAGUUGGGCACACCAUUGACAUCCCCUGCAUUACCCAGGGAGAUCCUUCUCCAGUAGUCAGCUGGUUGAAGCACGGCUUCGCCCUGCUGUUGGAUGGAUCGCAGUUCAGCAGUGCCCCUGAAGGCACCCUGACCAUCUCAGGGGUCACCCUCUCUGAUGCUGGGGUCUAUAAGUGCAUUGCCAGCAACACAGCUGGCCAGGAUGAGGCAGAGAUCGAGCUGCAGGUUCAAGUUCCUCCAGUUGUUGAAGACCUGGAUCCCCCAUACAACACCCCAUUCCAGGAGAGGGUAGCUAACCAACGCGUUGCAUUCCCCUGUCCAGCUAAAGGUACUCCAAAGCCCACCAUUAAGUGGCUUCGCAAUGGGCAGGAGUUGACUGGCAACGAGCCGGGUGUGUCGAUCCAGGAUGACGGCACACUGCUGAUCAUCUCUUCAGUGUCUCCACAAGACAAUGGCGAGUAUGUCUGUGUGGCCAUCAAUGACGCUGGCACCACCGAGAGGAAGUACCAGCUCAAAGUGCACGUUCCCCCAGAUGUGCGUGAUAGUGAGAAGCCAGACAAUGUGUCAGUGGUGGUGAACCAGGCCAGCAGUAUCUCGACUGCCUUCCCUAUAUUAUGAAUAUAUUAUUUGCAGGUUGUUGGAAGCAGUGCUGUUCAAAUCCUCCAUGAAGGUAAAACCCUGAGACUGCUGAAGGCAACUACGAGAGACGCAGGCCUAUACAGCUGUAAGGCCAUCAACAUUGCUGGGAGCUCAGAGAAACAGUUUAACCUGGACGUACUGGUUCCACCCAGUAUAACUGGUUCUUCCUCUACCAAUGAGGUCUCUGUGAUCCUGAACCAUGAAGCCAGCCUGGAGUGUAAGGUCAAAGGAGUCCCGUUCCCCACUGUUCAGUGGUACAAGGACAAGAAACUUUUGUUCCUGGGAGACCCCAACAUUGAGGUGUUGAACAAAGGGCAGGUGCUAAAGAUCAAGAGCACUCGUCUGGGUGACCAGGGCUGGUACCAGUGCAGUGUGGUCAACACUGCUGGGAAACAGGCCAAGGACUUCAAACUGAACGUCUACGUGCCCCCCAGUAUUAAAGGGGGUAAUGUGACCACUGAGCUGUCGGCCCUCCUCAACACCCCAGUGACACUAGAAUGUGAGACCCGAGGGGUCCCCCUGCCUGCCAUCACCUGGUACAAAGACAGCAGCCCCCUCACCUCCAGUCCCCAGGCUUUGUACGUCGACAGGGGGCAUUUUCUGCAGAUCCCUCAGGUGCAGGUGUCUGACGCUGGCCACUACUCCUGCCGCGUGACUAGUGUUGCUGGGAAUGCUGAGAAGCCCUAUGAACUGGAUGUAUAUGUUCCCCCCACAAUUGAAGGAGGCUCAGACGCCCCCAUUGAGAAGAAGGUGUUAGUCAGUAACUCAGUGACACUGGAGUGUGAAGCAGGGGGGCACCCGCCACCUAAGUUGACCUGGCUGAAGAAUGGAGCGCCGGUCAAGACCAGCGGCAAUGUCCGAAUAGUUAAGGGUGGGAAGAAAAUUGAGAUCCUGAACGCAGCUGUGUCGGAAUCUGGGAGUUACAUGUGUGUGGCAACCAGUGUUGCUGGUGAAAAGGCGAUCACAUAUAACGUCAGUGUUUUAGUUCCACCAUCUGUAGACGGGGGGGAUGAGACCACAGAUACUACUGUCAUCCUCAACAGCCCACUGGAACUGGAGUGCCGUGCGAGAGGAACACCACCACCUCACAUCAGGUGGCUGAAGGACGGUCAACCAGUUACUCAGAGGCAAGGGGUGAAGAUUGUGUCUAAUGGGAGCAAGCUGUUGAUCUCUCAUGCCCAAGUCUCUGGGCGUUAUCAGUGUGUGGCCACCAAUGAGGCCGGGGACCAUAUGAGAGAGUUUGAUGUUUCUGUUCUUGUUCCUCCCACAAUCCAAUCAACAGGCUCUUCGGAGCGGUCUGUGGUGGUGCACAAACCCAUAACUCUGCAGUGCGUAGCCAAUGGCAUUCCCAAUCCAGCGAUCACCUGGUUAAAGGAUGAACGUCCAGUCAAUACUGCCAGUGGACACAUAAAGGCAAAGUCAGCAGGAAGAGUGCUUCAGGUAGUGAAUUCUCAGUUGGAGGAUGCAGGCAGAUACACCUGUGUGGCCACCAAUGCUGCUGGAGAGGCACAACAGCACAUCCAGCUCAACGUGCAAGAGCCCCCCACUAUAGAAAAUGGAGGAGAGACUCUGAAUGAGACUAUCAUCAUUAACCAUCUGAUCCAGCUGGAGUGCAGAGCAUUCGGAAAUCCUUUGCCAGCUAUCACCUGGUACAAGGACAGCCGUCCCAUCACCAGUGCUUCUGGGGUGACGUUACAGAACCGUGGUCAGAUACUCCAGAUAGACAAUGCCCGGGUGUCAGAUACAGGGAUUUAUAAAUGUGCUGCCAUCAAUACUGCAGGCACUACUGAGCUUGUCUACAGCCUUCAAGUGUAUGUACCCCCCUCAAUCUCAGGCAGCAGUGACAUAGUGGCAGUAGUUGUAAACAACCCUGUGAGGCUGGAAUGUGAGGCAAGAGGCAUUCCAGCCCCCAGCCUCACCUGGCUCAAGGAUGGCAGCCCUGUUUCUGGCUUCUCUGAUGGAGUUCAGGUUCUCUCUGGAGGCCGUGUGCUGGCCAUUAUAAGCGCUCAGAUCAGUGACACAGGGAAGUACACCUGUGUGGCUGUGAAUGCAGCCGGAGAGGAGCAAAGAGACACUGACCUUCGGGUCUAUGUACCGCCAAAUAUCAUGGGGGAGGAGCAGAACAUUUCUGUUGUCAUCAACCAGGUGGUAGUGCUGCAGUGUCAGAGCAACGCCAUCCCUCCGCCCACUCUCCGCUGGCUCAAGGAUGGGCGACCGCUCUUUAGGAAACCUGGUCUCACCGUGUCAGGAGAUGGAAGCACCCUUAAGAUUGAUGGAGCUCAAAUCCAGGAUAUGGGCCGGUACACAUGUGAAGCUACAAAUGUUGCUGGAAAAACAGAGAAGAACUAUAACCUGAAUGUGUGGGUUCCCCCAAGUAUCCGGGACUCCGAUGAAGUCUCUCAGCUCACUGUGACUGAAGGCAGCCUCAUAACUUUAGUUUGUGAGUCCAGCGGUAUCCCUCCACCCAGCCUCACCUGGAAAAAGAAUGGUGCUGUGUUGAAAGUGGAUUCCCGAGGCAGGGUGAGAGCGCUGUCUGGAGGAAGACAGCUCCAGAUCUCCAGUGCCGAGAAGCUUGAUGCUGCCUCUUACUCUUGUAUAUCUUUCAAUGUGGCUGGGGACACCAUGAAGGAAUACAACCUGCAGGUUUAUGUCCGGCCUACGAUCUUGAACAGCGGGAGCCGUCCGAGUGACGUGACAGUGACACGCACGAAUGACGUCACGCUGGAGUGUGAACCGCAGGGGAUCCCGCGGCCUGCGGUGACUUGGCUGAAGGACAGCCAGCCCCUGGUAAAUGGCAGAGGGGUGCUGAUUCUGAAUGAGGGCCACCUGCUGCAGAUCAAGAAUUCCCAGGUGUCUGACACAGGCCGCUACAUGUGUGUGGCCGUGAACGUGGCUGGACAAGCUGACAGGAAAUACGAUGUCAAUGUCCACGUGCCUCCUAGUAUCAGUGGAGAUUUGAAGUCCCCAGAAAACGUCAAUGUGGUGGUGAAAAGCCCUGUGGCCCUGUCUUGCGAGGCCUCUGGCAUCCCACUGCCUGCCAUCACCUGGCUCAAAGACGGGCGCCCCAUCAGCCUGUCCAGCUCUGUCAAGAUUCUCUCUGGUGGCCGGCUGCUGCGACUGAUGCAUGCUGCCGUGGAGGAUGCUGGGAGGUACACAUGUGUGGUGUCCAACACUGCUGGUGAAGAGAGGAAGAACUUUGACCUUCAUAUCCUGGUUCCACCAAGCAUUGGUAAUGAAGAGAAGCUGGAAGAUGUGAAAGUGAAGGAGAAGCAAAGAGUGACAUUGACGUGUGAGGUUACAGGUAACCCUGUGCCACAGAUCAGCUGGCAGAAGGAUGGGCAGCCCCUGGUUGAGGAUGAGCAGCACCAGGUCCUGUCUCACGGACGCUUCCUGCAGAUCUCCCACACCCAGGUGGCAGACACGGGGAGAUACACCUGUGUGGCAUCCAACACUGCCGGGUACAAAAGCAAGAAUUUCAACCUCAACGUGCUGGUUUCUCCUACAAUAGCUGGAGUGGAUGUGCAGGGGACCCCUGAAGAUGUGACGGUGACUCUGAACAGCCCCACCUCCCUGGUGUGUGAGGCGCAGUCCUACCCACCUGCCACCAUCACCUGGCUUAAGGAUGGAGCUCAAUUUGAAUCUAACAGAAACAUCAGGGUUCUACCCGGUGGACGCACCCUACAGAUUCUGAAUGCUCAAGAGGAGGACGCUGGGAGGUAUACCUGCGUGGCCACCAAUGAAGCCGGGGAGACCCUCAAGAAUUACGAAGUGAAAGUUAACAUCCCCCCUGUGAUAAGCAAAGAUGACCUCCCAGGUAUUGGCCUCUCUCCAAAGGAAGUGAAGAUAAAAGUGAACAACAGUCUGACUCUGGAGUGUGAGGCUCAGGCAAUUCCCACUGCCACCCUGAACUGGUACAAAGACGGACAGCCCUUGAGAGCAUAUGGCCAUGUUACAAUCACAGCAAAUGGACGUAUUCUCCAGAUCAGGAAAGCCCAGGUGUCAGAUACCGGUCGCUAUACCUGUGUGGCUUCGAACAUCGCUGGGGAGGAUGAAAAGGACUUUGAUGUAAAUAUACAAGUUCCCCCAAGUUUCCAGAAACCCACAGGAAUCAAAGACACUUCUGUGGACAGCAUCAGUGGAACUGAUAUCAAGGAUGUUGUCAUUAACAAUCCCAUUUCCCUUCACUGUGAGACCAAUGCCGUGCCCUCACCCACUCUGACCUGGUACAAGGAUAGCAAACCCAUGAGCUCUAGUGACAAAGUGCUGAUACUGCCAGGAGGCCGGGUGUUGCAGAUCCCCAGGGCUCAGCCAGAGGAUGCUGGGAGGUAUACCUGUGUGGCCACGAAUGAAGCAGGAGAGGACUCCAUUCAGUAUGAUGUCAGAAUUCUCUUUCCACCUUCAAUCAGGGGUGAAGAUGGAGAUCUGCCAGGCGAGGUCACCGUGUUGGUAAACAAGACCGCUAUGCUGGAGUGCCUGGUCGAUGGCAAUCCCACCCCGAAAAUCUCCUGGCUGAAGGACGGUCUGCCCCUGACUGAGAGCAAGACACACAAGCUGCUGUCCAAUGGAAGAACACUCCAGGUGGGUAAUGCUCAGGUAACAGAUACAGGGCGGUACAUAUGUGUGGCAAAGAAUGUGGCAGGGAGUGCUGAGAAGUAUUUCAACCUCAACGUACACGUGCCCCCCACUGUUAUGGGUAGGAACCCUGAGAAUGUGACGGUGGUCGUGAACAACUUCAUCUCUUUGACAUGUGAGGCUACAGGCUUCCCUCCUCCCACUCUUAGCUGGCUGAAAGAUGGCAAGCCAGUGCAGCUGAACAGUAACGCGCUCAUAAUGCCCGGAGGACGUACCUUGCAGAUGCCGCGAGCGAAGCUGUCAGAUGGAGGGAAGUACAGCUGUGUAGCAAUGAACCAGGCCGGGGAGAACGAGAAGUUAAUCUUCCUCACUGUGCUUGUUCCCCCCAGUAUAAGAGACCACAGUGGGGACAACCCUGCUGUUGUGAGCGUGCGAGUUGGAAACUCGGUGACACUGGAGUGCGAGUUGAACGCUGUGCCCCCUCCCAGCAUCACCUGGUACAAGAAUGGACGAAUGAUCACUGAGUCUGCCAAUGUCAAGGUCCUGGCAGAUGGACAAUUGCUGGAAAUCAAAAGGGCUGAGGUAUCAGAUACGGGACAAUAUGUGUGUAAAGCAGCCAACAUUGCUGGACAGGUCGACAAGAAUUUCCACCUCAAUGUUUAUGUCCCCCCCAGCAUUGAUGGCCCUAAAGAUGUGAAGGUGCUGGAGACCAUCAGUAACCCAGUGACCUUCGCCUGUGAUGCCACAGGGAUCCCACCUCCCACAGUGACCUGGCUUAAAAAUGGUACACCAAUAGGAAACUCUGAGUCCCUGGAGAUGCACAUUCUGUCGGGUGGCAGUAAGCUGCAGAUUGCCCGCUCUCAGCUCUCAGAUAGCGACACCUACACCUGCGUGGCAUCAAAUGUGGAGGGAAAAGCACACAAAAACUACUUCCUAACUAUCCAAGUUCCCCCAAACAUCACUGGUUCAGAGAUGUCCAGCGAGGUUAGUGUGUUGGUAAACGAAACUGUUAAGCUGGUCUGCAGUGCUGAAGGGAUCCCCAGACCCACAAUCAAGUGGCUGAAGGAUGGGAAGAAACUGAAUGUGACUGAAGCAAGAAGGAUAAGAGUUUCCCCAGAUGCCAGCACCCUGAGUAUUACAGGAGUGCAGACUGUAGACAUAGGGAAGUACACCUGUGUGGCCACUAACUUGGCUGGAGAAGAGGACAGGAUAUUUAAUCUCAACAUAUACGUCCCUCCAUCUAUCCAGAGUAAUGGGAAAAUCCCAGAAGAGCUGACUGCCAUACUGGACAGCUCCAUCAACAUUGAGUGCAUAGCUGCAGGCUCUCCCCCACCACAGCUCAACUGGCUGAAGAACGGCCUCCCUCUGCCCAUCUCCUCCCAGAUCAGACUACUGUCUGCCGGACAGGUCUUCAGAAUUGUAAGAGCACAGGUAUCAGACACAGGUACCUACACCUGCAUCGCUUCAAAUCGGGCAGGGGUUGACAUCAAACAUUACAACCUGCAGGUUUACGUUCCUCCGAGCCUGGACAACGCCAGAGGGGUGGAGGAUGUGACGGUGGUCCAAGGGAACCCCACCGCAUUGCUGUGUAUCUCUGAUGGCACUCCCACACCCACCCUGGCCUGGCUGAAGGAUGGCCUACCCCUGCAGCUCAGUGCCCAAACCACUGUGCUGAACCAGGGAAUGGCACUGCAAAUCACCCAGACAGAGGUGGAGGAUACUGGCAGGUACACCUGCAUAGCCAGCAACGAAGCAGGGGAUGACAGCAAGCACUUUAAUCUCCAGGUGCUGAACCCGCCCCAUAUCAAUGGUUCUGAUUUUCCUGAGAAGGUGUCAGUGAUUGUGAACUAUGCCCUGGAGCUGCUCUGCAUUUCCACUGGGAUCCCUGCCCCCAAACUCACCUGGAUGAAGGACGGCCGACCCCUCCCUCAAACUGAUGGCAUUCGGGUUUUGCGAAGGGGAGAGGUGCUCCGCAUAGCAAGCGCUCAGGUGGAGGACACAGGAAGAUACACAUGUCUGGCAUCCAGUCCUGCAGGAGAUGAUGACAAAGAGUUUCUAGUGCGAGUACAUGUUCCUCCCAACAUCGCGGGUACGAGCGCUCCCCAGGACCUCUCAGUGCUCCAGAACAGACAGGCGAUCCUGGAGUGCAAGUCGGACGCAGUCCCACCACCAACCCUUACAUGGCUCAAGGAUGGAGAGCCACUACAGGCCACUCCUCGUGUCCGCAUCCUAUCCAACGGUCGUUACCUGCAAAUCAACAACGCUGAGCUCGGGGAUGGGGCACAGUACACCUGUGUUGCCAGUAACAUUGCCGGGACGACAACCAGAGAGUUUAUCUUAGCUGUCCAUGUUGCUCCAGCUAUACAGGAUGGCCCCCAGACAGUAGCUGUGCCCGUCGACAAGCCUGCCGUGCUGGAAUGCAUUGUCAGCGGAUUCCCUAAGCCAAGGAUCACCUGGAGAAAAGACGGGGCCAUACUGGCAGGAAACAAUCCUAGAUACUCCUUUUCAGAAGACGGGUCUCUCCACAUUCGCUCAGCCCAGGUUACAGACAUGGGGCGUUACCUGUGCAUGGCCACAAACCCCGCUGGGACCCAGAGAAAGAGAGUUGACCUGCAAGUCUUUGUGGCUCCGUCUAUUGCCCAGGGCCCCACCAACGUCACUGUUACUGUCAAUGUCCAGACCACCCUGUCCUGCGAGACCACUGGCAUUCCCAAACCUGAUGUGUCCUGGAAGAAGAACGGCCGUCUCCUCAGCACUGACCAGAACCAGAAUAUGUACAGGCUUCUGUCUUCAGGAUCUCUUGUGGUGUUUGCCCCCACAGUGGAUGACACUGCAGUCUAUGAAUGUAUUGUGUUCAAUGAUGCUGGGGAAGAUCAAAGAUCUAUUGCGCUCACAGUACAGGUUCCUCCCUCCAUUGCUGACGAGGUGACAGAGCUGUUGGUGACGAAGCUGUCCCCUGCAGUGAUCAGCUGCACUGCGACUGGGGUGCCUGAGCCCACCAUCCACUGGAGCAAAGACGGGGUCAAACUGCUGCCACGUGGAGAUGGCUACCGAAUCCUCCCCACAGGGCCUGUUGAGAUCAGCACUGCCCAGCUGAGCCACAGUGGCAGAUACACCUGCGUAGCGAGGAAUGCUGCUGGAUCUGCCCACAGGCACGUCCAUCUCACUGUUCAGGAGACCCCAGCGAUCCAGGCGCAUCCCAGCACUGUAGACGUCAUUCUCAAUAACCCAAUCACCCUGCCCUGUGAGGCCACUGGAACUCCUCGACCAACCAUAUCCUGGCAGAAAGAGGGCAUCAACAUCCUCACCACACAAGGUAGUUUUACUUUGUUACCCAAUGGUGCACUGCAGAUAGCUCGUGCCAAAGUGGAGGAUGCUGGGACAUACAUAUGUGUUGCACAGAAUCCUGCUGGGACAGCCCUGGGGAAGACUAAACUGAGAGUGCAAGUUCCUCCUGUCAUUGUGUCUCAGACAAAGAGUUACACUGUGGCUCUGGAUAAAUCAGUCCUCCUGCUGUGUGAGGCUCAGGGCUACCCUGCCCCUGAAGUUAUAUGGCACAAAGAUGGACACCUGGUGACGGAGUCUGUUCGCCUGCGUGUUCUCAGCUCCGGAGCACUACAAAUAACCUUCGCCCAGCCCGGUGACACCGGCCGCUACACCUGUACUGUGGCCAACGUGGCCGGAACAAGCAACAUUGAGAUGGGCCUCAUUGUGCAUGUCCCACCAACUAUCCGCAGCUCCGAUACAGAGUACUCUGUGAUCGAGAGCUCCCAGGCGGUGCUGCCCUGCAUCGCAGAUGGGGUUCCACAGCCACUCAUCUCCUGGGAAAAGGAAGCAGUGCCCUUGACUGAUAUAUUAGGAAAAUACACUGUCAUGCAGUCAGGGGAGCUCCUCAUAGAUAAUGCUCAACCUAAUGACACAGGAAGUUUCACUUGCAUUGCAAGCAAUGCUGUGGGUCAAGAGAGCAAGACAAUGAGCCUAACGGUACAUGUUCACCCUGCCUUCACCGAGCUGCUGGGGGAUACUUCCUUAAACAAGGGGGAGCGUCUGAUGCUUUUCUGCGGGGCUGUCGGCGUGCCCACCCCCCGGAUCACAUGGGCCUUCAACAACAACAUUAUACCAGCACAAUUCGACAAUGUGAAUGGUCACAGCGAAGUUGUUAUUGAGAGAGUGAGCAAGGAUGACUCAGGAACUUACGCAUGCAUAGCAGAAAACAAUGUGGGCUCCAUCAAGUCAAUAGGCUUUGUGUAUGUCAAAGAGCCUCCAGUCAUCGAUGGAGAUUUCCAUUCAAACCGGAUUGAGCCGCUGGGAGGGAACGCUAUCCUGAACUGUGAGGUCCGGGGAGACCCUCCUCCUACAAUCCUGUGGAGUAAGAAAGGAGUCAACAUUCAGAUCAGCAGCCGCAUCCGCCAGCUCGACAACGGCUCCCUCGCUAUCUACGGCACUGUGAAUGAAGAUGGUGGCAGCUACAUGUGUAUCGCCACCAACGAUGCUGGGAUGGUUGAACGCAGUGUCACGCUAACCUUGCAAAGUUCCCCGACCAUCAUGGUGGAGCCUGUGGAGACGAUUGUAGAUGCUGGCACUACUAUUGUGCUGAACUGCCAAGCAAAUGGGGAGCCCCCUCCCACCAUCGAGUGGUCCCGUCAGGGGCGCCCCAUCUUGGGAGAUGACCGGAUCACUAUUCUGUCCAACAACUCACUGCGCCUGACCGGAGCUCAAAAAGAGGACACUUCGGAGUACGAGUGUGUGGCCAGGAACCUCUUGGGCUCUAUGCUUGUCAGAGUACCUGUGACAGUACAGGUGCAUGGUGGGUUUUCUGAGUGGCUGGAGUGGGCCCCGUGCAGUGUGACCUGUGGGCAGGGAGUUCAGAAGAGGCUCCGACAGUGUAAUAACCCUCUCCCAGCCAAUGGAGGCCAGCACUGCCUCGGGGCCGACACAGAGACACGCAGCUGUCAGAGCAAGCCCUGCCCAGUGGAUGGGAGUUGGUCGGACUGGCGGUCCUGGGAAGAGUGCUCACGUACCUGUGGCCAGGGAAACAGAACCAGGAUUCGCUCUUGUAGUAAGCCCCCUGCACAGCAUGGGGGCAGACCCUGCGUGGGGAAGGCCGUGGAGUCCAUUAUGUGCAACAUCAGACCCUGUCCUGUUGCUGGUAAUUGGGGUGCCUGGUUGCCUUGGGGCCCAUGCAGCGAGACUUGUGACAAAGGCACACAGACCCGAUUGAGGCUGUGCAACAACCCCCCUCCCUCAUUUGAUGGGCUCCACUGCGAGGGACAGGACACACAGACCCAAGUGUGCAAGGAGAGACACUGCCCAGUGGAUGGGAAGUGGACAUCAUGGGUGAGCUGGGCAGCCUGCAGCUUGUCCUGUGGUGGAGGGACACGUCAGAGAACCCGAGCAUGUGCCAGCCCCUCACCACAGUACGGUGGGCACCAGUGUGAAGGCAACGAUGUCCACAUUGAUUUCUGUAACAGCGAGCCCUGUCCCAUCCAUGGUAACUGGGGCCCCUGGAGCAGUUGGGGGAGCUGCAGUCGGACGUGUAAUGGAGGUCAGAUGCACAGGUAUAGAACAUGUGACAAUCCCCGACCAGCCAAUGGGGGUCGAGCCUGUUCUGGAGCUGACACCCAGAUCCAGAGGUGUAACACAGGCACCUGUCCAGUGGAUGGUAACUGGGGUCCUUGGCAGGACUGGAGUGAGUGUAUGGUUACCUGUGGUGCAGGUGAACGGAACCGGAUUCGCUUGUGCAACAACCCAACGCCAACCAAUGAGGGUCGGUCCUGCCCGGGAGACACUUCCCAGGUGUCCAGGUGUAACAUUCAGGCAUGCCCAGGUGGACUCCAGCAAGCAAGGGGAAGUGUUAUAGGAAACAUCAACAACAUUGAGUUCGGAAUUGCAAUCCUGAAUGCCACAGUCACCGACGGUGAGGAAUCUGGUACCAGGAUUAUACAGGCAGCCAUCACCAAUGUGCCCAGAAGCCUUGGUCCUGCAAUGAGAAAACUCAUCUCGAUCCUGAACCCAAUCUACUGGACCACAGCCAAAGAGAUUGGAGAGGCAGUAAAUGGGUUCAGCCUAACAGGGGGAGUCUUCCGACGAGAGACACAAGUGGAGUUUGCAACCGGAGAGAUCUUGAGAAUGACUCAUAUAGCACGUGGGCUGGACUCAGAUGGUGCUUUGUUACUGGACAUCAUUGUGAAUGGGUAUAUCUUACAGCUUCCUUCCUCUGCUGACAUCAAUGUCAAGGACUACACAGAAGACUAUAUCCAGACAGCCGCUGGCCAGCUGUAUGCAUACUCCACACGGAUGUUUAGCAUUGAUAAAGUGAGCGUGCCUUACUCCUGGAAUCAUACCAUCACAUACGAGACCUCCCGCGGACGCAUGCCCUUCCUGGUGGAGGCUCUCCACGCCUCCUCAAUCACUGCACAGUACCACCCCCUGGAGGAGACUCUGGAGUACAAGAUUCACGCCACCAUCGCCAAAGGUGAUCGAAGUAACCAGUGUCCAAAUGGUUUCCAAUUGGACUCUGCCGGACCCUACUGUGCAGACGAGGACGAAUGCAUUGCCCGUAACCCCUGCUCCCACACCUGCCACAAUGCCAUUGGAACAUACUACUGCUCCUGCCCCCGUGGACUCACUAUAUCGGCCGAUGGGAGGACUUGUCAAGAUAUUGACGAGUGCGGGCUUGGAAGGCAUACCUGCCACGCAGGUCAGGACUGUGAGAACACCAUCGGCUCCUACCGCUGCGUGGUGCGAUGUGGCCGGGGUUUCCGCAGGACACCCGACGGAAUCAGCUGCCAAGACAUUAAUGAAUGCCAGGAACUGAACCCGUGCAACCAGAGGUGUCUCAACAGCAUCGGCAGCUUCCGCUGCGCCUGCAACCCAGGGUUCCAUCUGAGCAGCAGGAGGUGUGUCGAUAUCAACGAAUGUAGACAGAGCGUGUGCCGUUCUGAUCAGCAGUGUAAGAACACACGAGGAGGAUACAAGUGCAUUGACCUGUGCCCCAGCGGCAUGACUAAAGCUGGUAACGGGUCCUGUGUUGAUAUUGACGAGUGCAGAGAUGGCACGCACCAGUGUCGGUAUAACCAGAUCUGUGAGAACACCCGUGGCAGCUAUCAUUGCACCUGCCCGCGUGGGUACCGCUCCCAGGGAGUGGGCAGACCCUGCCUCGAUAUUAAUGAAUGUGAAAGGGUGCCCACGCCAUGCGCCUACCAGUGCCUCAACACCCCUGGCAGCUUCAAGUGCCUUUGUCCCCCAGGGCGACAAUUACUAGGUGAUGGGAAGUCUUGUGCCGGACUGGAGAAGUUGCCCAACUAUGGCAGCUAUUCCGCUGGCUAUAGGCAAGCCCAGUUCCCUCCUGUUGGAAACCACCAGCGGCAGUAUCACAACCUGGCUUCCCAGACAUAUAAUACCAAUUCUGGCUAUAACAAUGUUAGAGCACCUUUCUCCAGAGCACACAGGAACACUAGAGAGACUUGCCCGGAAGGCUUUCAGGCAAGGGCUGGCCGAUGCAUAGAUAUCAAUGAAUGUGAAAAUAAAGAUGCUUGUCAGCAUGAUUGCAUGAACAUCCAAGGGAGUUACGAGUGCCUGUGUCCAGCAGGGUAUGGCCUCAUGGCUAAUGGAAAGACAUGUCAAGAUAUUGAUGAAUGCCUUGAUCAGAACAUUCAGUGUGGAGCCAACCGAAUGUGCUUCAAUAUGAGAGGCAGUUAUCAAUGCAUAGACACACCAUGUCCACCAAACUACCAGCGCGACCCAGGCACAGGGUUCUGCCUCAAGAACUGUCCACCCAACGACCUGGAAUGUGCCCUCAGCCCCUACGCCCUGGAGUACAAACUCGUCUCCCUUCCAUUCGGAAUCGCCACUAACCAGGACCUCAUCAGAUUGGUCGCUUACACGCAGGAUGGCAUUGUGCACCCCCGCACCACUUUCCUUGUGGCGGAUGAGGACCUCGCCAUCCCCUUCGCCAUCCGAGACGAGAACCUCAAGGGCAUUGUGUUUACUAUCCGGCCGCUGCGUGAGCCACACACAUACAGAAUGAAAGUACGAGCCUUGUCUUACAGCGUGGACGGAGCCAUCGAGUACCAGACCACUUUUAUUGUGUAUAUUGCAGUGUCUGCAUAUCCGUACUAGAGCACUUCAGAGGUUCCAUGACAAUGUUAACUGCCACUGCAAGCGAGAUCCUCUACCACUAAAACAAAAAAUUGCCACUUGCCAGCCUUCUCUACCUGGGAAAUCGGAUGCAUUUUUAAGGACUUCCUUGCAUAACUAUUUCUCAGUGUUUGCAUUAAAAAAAAUUGCCCGUAUGAGGCCUCUACAGUAAAUAACCUUCUGAAACAUAUACCACGUAAAUCCAGUAAAUGUUCCAGCGUGGUUCCAUCAUUAUGGAUUUUAUAGAAAUCAUUACAUAAAUCCCGUUGCAGUGCCUGCGAAUGGAAGUUUAACAACCCCUUGCGGUGAGAUAAAUAAACAUUUGAACUCCCCAGGUUCUCACCCUUUGCAGAAAUGUGUGUAUUUUCCUAAGUCGGAACUUGCCUUCUUUGAGAGCAAUGUGUUUGUGUGUGAAUGUAUGCCCCAGCUAAAGGGACCACACUGCUUUUAGGUGCAUGCAUGAUUGUUACAAUCUACAACUACCAUUUCUGCACCUUUUGCAAGGUUCUCCCCAGGAAUUUUGUACAGCCGGGCAGCAGAACAUUAUAGGCGGGAGCACUUUAAACUGAAAAAAUAAACUUGCCUUUUACCUUAAAUAUAUAAUACGACAAAGAUGUUGAAUAA